AUGGCAAGCUCCAACGAGACAGCCGUCAAGAACAUCCGCGAGUAUGCUGUCGAGGCGCACGAGCGGCAGCAGAGCCAGAUGGACGUCGACGCGUCUGACAUUGAGACGCGUCUUGAUGCAACGCGAAGGGAGCUUGAGGAGCGGGUGACCCAACAUCGAAUUGCUCUGGAGGAGUUACGCUCAGCGCCUCAAGGCUCUUUUCAUACUAAGCCCUCGGAUGAUCCCCGCGAGCGUCUGGCUCAGCUGCAGAUUCUCAGAGAUGCAUACGAAAGCCUGAAGCCUAGCGUGCCGUUCCUCCCAUCUCGUAAUUCGUUGCUGCCUUCUCUUCUGGCGGCCCGCACGAUCCAGCAAACCGUGUCUGGCACCCAGGAAGCAAUCACCGCGACCAAAGAGCAGCUCAAACACUCCGAGCAGCUCCUGCGCCAAGAAGAGAGCAACUUACAUGACGCAAACCUCAUUGCCACCGCCAUGGCAAACCGUAUCGAAAGGCUCCGAUCUCAGAAAGAAGCCAAGUCGCAAAAGACCCCUCAAGAGGUUGCCAAAGACUUGAUCGAUGCCAAGCAGCGCCAGAAAGAACGAUAUGACGAGGAGAUGAAGAAACUCGGUCAGGCGUUUGAGAUCUUCGUUGACGAGCAACUUGCUGGCAUGCUAGCAGCCGAGGAUCUCGGAGGUCCCGUUGUCGGCGAUAUGAUGGACGUAGACGAUGAUGUGCUCGCAAUAGGGUUCACCCAGCAGGGGAGGCUGAAGACCUCCAAGAAGCACAUCUCCGAGCCCAGAAGGCAGAAGCGGCUGGAUGAGAUAUGGGGGGACACAGCUACGACCGAAGAAGGCCAGCAGCUGACCGAGAUCGACGCCGCUGGGAGAGAGCUUCGAGAGCUCAUUGAAGACCUCUUCACUUCUCUAGUUGGGAGUAGAAGCACGGAUGCAUAUAUCGAACUGGAGAGGGAAUCGGCAGCUUCCAGGUUUCUUAUACGAGCGAGGAUCGCGCAGUUCCAUCCAAAGGACGCUCGGAAGUUGCGACUGAUUGACUUCGGGCGGGAGUUAGACGAUUGA
Mytilinidion resinicola is the source of this 1053-nucleotide messenger RNA. RefSeq lists its product as uncharacterized. Bases 1 to 1053 code for a protein of 350 amino acids. Gene Ontology annotation, biological process: mitotic sister chromatid segregation; kinetochore assembly. The record is from RefSeq and is a predicted model, not a curated record. Lineage: Eukaryota; Fungi; Ascomycota; Dothideomycetes; Mytilinidiales; Mytilinidiaceae. The transcript is spliced from 2 exons. Gene Ontology annotation, cellular component: nucleus.